CGCUGUCAGCAACACAGUGAGCACACCGCUACCGAGCCGGCAGGGAGAAAGAAUGUGAACAAGGUGGCUUUAUGUUUUAACUGUUGUCCGUUUCUCUGGCGAAAAAAAACCCACAAUCAGAGACAUCAGUAACAUGAGGUUAUUUUUUCGGAUUUUAUUCAAUUUUUGUGAGCCUUUUUUUUCCACGCUUUCUCAGAGAUGGAUUGGAAGCAGCAUUGCGAAGAAUGAGUGAGUGAGGACGGAGCAUCAUUUACCUUCACCGGAAAUUCAUUUUUGAUGACACCGUUCGGAAACACUACUCUGAGUGUAUGGGAGUAUUUUUCGACGAAACGACAUUGUUUUUGGGAACAACACCUUGGACAUCAUGAGCUCUAAUGCGUAUCGCCGAGGCUCAAUGGGAGGCGAGCCAAGUGGUGGGCCAAUUCGGUGUCAACGGUGUCGAGAAUUGUGCAAAGGAGAGGUGGUUCGAGUUCAAGAGACCCACUUUCAUGUCAAGUGUUUCACCUGCACAGUGUGUAACUGUGAUCUGGCGAGGUCCGGCUUCUUCCAGAAGAAGGGCGAGUACAUCUGCACAGCAGACUACCAGCGACUGUAUGGCACACGGUGCGACCGUUGCGACAACUUCAUCACAGGGGAGGUGGUCUCCGCUCUGGGACGGACUUACCACCCCAAGUGCUUUGUCUGCAGCGUCUGCAGUAAACCCUUUCCCAUCGGAGACAGAGUGACAUUCAGUGGAAAGGACUGCGUGUGCCAGCACUGCUCUGGCUCACUGGCCAAGCCAAAUGAACCUAUCAAAAUCCACGGGCCCAGUCACUGUGCCGGAUGUAGAGCAGAGAUCAAGCAAGGUCAGUCUCUCUUGGCGCUGGAGAAGCAAUGGCACAUCAGCUGCUUUAGAUGUCAAACGUGCAACAUGGUCCUCACCGGAGAGUACAUCAGCAAGGAUGGAGUGCCAUACUGCGAGGCGGACUACCAUGCCCAGUAUGGGGUGAAAUGCGAGGGCUGCUGCCGAUACAUAAGUGGAAGGGUUCUGGAGGCUGGGGGGAAGCACUACCAUCCAACCUGUGCCCGCUGUGCUCGCUGCAACCUGAUGUUCAAAGAGGGAGAGGAAAUGUAUCUGACAGGGUGUGAGGUGUGGCACCCGUUAUGCAAGCAAGCAGCGAGAGCAGAGAGGAGGCUCAGGCACAGACGCCUGUCAGAGACCUCCAUCUCUCCUCCAGGCUCAUCCAUUGGCUCUCCCAAUCGGGUUAUAUGUGCCAGAUUGGCGAAUGAGUUCCUAGAUUAUAAGGACCUAGCUGCCCUCCCAAAGAUCAAGGCCAUAUAUGAAGUCCAGCAGCCAGACCUGAUAUGCUCCUCAUACCAGCCGUACCAGAGAUACACCUCUGAUGACAGGCUAGACAUGACUUACAGCUAUGGGGAGUCACUUGGGACACUAUCUCCCUAUUCUCAGGACUAUGAUUGCCUGGACAUGAAGCACAGGCGAUGCUCCAGUCCAGGUUACAUUGACACCCCAAACUACAGUCGUCAAGGCAUGUCACCCAUCAUGCCUCGCUCUACGCAGCACUUUGGUUAUCCUGGACCUGAGAGUGGAAGGAGCUCACCAUACUACGGCCAAGAGGGACGGUCCAGCACACCGACCGUCAUCCAGCCCCCAAAACAUUUUCACGUACCAGCCUCAGGGGAGCCCAACAUCUACAGGAAGCCUCCCAUCUAUAAGAGAACGGCAACCAAAAGUAGGACCAGUGAGGAUAUCCUGACAUCCUCCCAACUCUCCACCUAUUCUCCUGAGCCAUACACCCAGUCGGAGUGUGACUACUACCCAUACGGCAGCUCCCCCAGGGCCUAUCGGGUACCACGGAGACGGUUCUCAACAGGGGGAGAUGAAGAGAGUUGGAGUCACGGUCUUCAAAGAAUUGGGAGUGGCAUAGGGAGGAUGAUCCUAAAGGAGGAGAUGAAAGCCAGAUCUGGUUCCUAUGACAACGACCCCUGGGGCAGUGCAAGGAAUUCUCGGAGUGGGAGCAAGGAAACCCUCAACACUACAGGCUACAACGCCACGACUUACACCAUUAAUGGAUCUCCCCGAUCUCAAUACAGCACUGACGGUGAUUAUGUGUGCAAGUCUGCGUCACUUCCAGGCUAUGGACGCAAUGGGAUACAACGGCCUCAGAGUGCCGACUGCUACCAGUACCAGUACGACAGUAGCAACGAAGUCAACUGGGGAAGCCGAGCGGAUUACAAGAUUUACCCCUAUGAAGCGCUCAUUGUUACCACCAGGGGGAGGAACAGGCUUCCCAAAGAUGUGGAGAGAGCCAGACUGGAGCGUCACCUGUCCCCAGAGGAGUUUGUCCAAGUGUUUGGCAUGACCAUCGAGGAUUUCGACAGGUUGGCUUUAUGGAAGAGGAAUGAGCUCAAGAAACAGGCCCGACUCUUUUAAUAGCGCGUGGACAUCCGUUAAAUGCUGCCAUACAUUUCGAGAGGAACUGAUCAACUACGGAGAUUUCUGCACCGUUUCACUGCCAUGGCUGAGAACCUGUUCUAGAUCUCGUCGAGCAAUCAACCAAGUUGUGGCCACACCGGCACCGACUCGUGUGAUUCAGAGACCUGUCUGCACAGGAACAGUGCUCGUGUGUUCACGUGCUGGAGUGAUCUGUAAGCAAUACAGACUGGGAAGUGGAGAUGCCAUCUUGUGCUUUUCUUUAUUGCGAAAGGACUGAGGAAGGCACGUCCGCACCAUACGAAAUCAAAAUAAAUCAAUAAAUAACUACAUCGGUUGCCCAACUUUGACACCGUGAGGAGAAUUUUGGCUUUGCCUUAUUUGUUACGCUUUUUACAUAUAUUUUAUGAGUGUGCAGCACCAGCAAUCUGAAUAAGUAGAAUGUAGUUGAAGUAUUACAAUUUUGUCACUUUAUUAGUGCAAAGGAUACACGAUGGAUGAGAAUUAGAAUGUUUGCUUUGUUUUUUUUUUUUUUUUGCAUUCUCAUUACUUCUUCCCCCAGAUUUUGCACUUUGACUAAAAAUACGGUGUUGCUUUGUACUGACUAAUAAUAAGAAACAACGAGCAGUGGAAAGUACUUUCAAACGUAUUUGACUUACCGGUACAAUAAAUUUGAAAAAACCAAAGUGAGCAAAUACAGAUUUGCAGGACACCGAUGUCAAGGUUGCAUGAUUUAAAACGAAUGGCAAUGCAUUUACUGUGUCGUUACAUUUGACAACGUGCGAUACACUUCACCGAUAACAGAAGACAAGCCACCGACACCAUGUUAUCUUUCCGUUUGUUUUGGAGUUAAUUGCACUAGAGCGUUGCAGACAGCGGUCACCCAAACAGAUACAAAAGGAAUAUCUAAUAAUUUUGUAGCUAUACAGGGGUUAUGAUCGCUAAUGAAAAAAAAAAUGCUGAGCAAGGAUUUCUCCCAUGUUGCUUAAAAUUCUGGGUUGUUGACAUUUUUUCCUUUGAACACUGUUAUUUUGGAUUUUGUUACUAAAAUUAAACUUACACUCUCUGUCUCUC
This is a messenger RNA of Hippocampus comes (tiger tail seahorse), 3505 nucleotides long. It is a transcript of the gene ablim3, whose product is annotated as actin binding LIM protein family, member 3. The record is from RefSeq and is a predicted model, not a curated record. Gene Ontology annotation, molecular function: actin filament binding. The transcript is spliced from 23 exons. Gene Ontology annotation, cellular component: stress fiber; actin cytoskeleton. The coding region runs from base 365 to 2431 and encodes 688 amino acids. Lineage: Eukaryota; Metazoa; Chordata; Actinopteri; Syngnathiformes; Syngnathidae. Gene Ontology annotation, biological process: cytoskeleton organization; cilium assembly; lamellipodium assembly.